Molecule: messenger RNA, 1284 nt
Organism: Eucalyptus grandis
Lineage: Eukaryota; Viridiplantae; Streptophyta; Magnoliopsida; Myrtales; Myrtaceae
Product: MDIS1-interacting receptor like kinase 2
Biological process (GO): protein phosphorylation
Molecular function (GO): protein kinase activity; ATP binding
Source: RefSeq, a predicted model, not a curated record
AUGACAAGCUUGACAUCCAUCGACAUAUCGUAUAAUGAGUUAGAGGGUCCUUUACCUAACAUUCCAGCCUUUCAUAAUGCUACAAUUGGAGUCGUGAGAGGAAACAAAGGCUUCUGUGGAGUUAUUGCUGGUCUCAACCUUUGUACAACAACAACGUUAAAAGGCAAAAACAAAAACAAAAACAAAAAGUUGUUGCUAGUUUUGAUUCCUACUUUGGGUUGCCUACUUUCUUCGCUUCUUGUUGUGGGAGCUUUAAGUAUUGGAUGCCAAAGAAUAAGGAAAACAAAUGCUAGUUCGGCUGAUGAAAGCAAUGAAAACCCAUGGGCAAUAUGGAGCUUUGAUGGAAGAAUGAUUUAUGAGAGCAUUAUUGAAGCCACAGAGGAGUUUGAUGCCAAAUAUUGUAUUGGUGAGGGAGGAUAUGGGAGGGUUUACAAGGCCCGGUUGCAAACAGUGAAACUAUUGUUGUAAAGAAACUUAAGAAGCAUUGACGUAGAAAUGGCUGGUCGAAAAGCAUUUGAAAGGGAGAUUCAUGCUCUGACCGAAACUCGGCAUCGGAAUAUCAUCAAGCUCUAUGGCUUUUGCUCAAGUUCUCGACAUUCAUUUUUGGUGUAUGAGUUCUUGGAAUCAGGCAGCUUGAAGGAUGUACUGAACAAUGAAGAGAGGAUUGCAACAUUUGACUGGAAUAAAAGAGUGAAUGUUGUUAAAGGUGUGGCCUAUGCUUUGUCCUACAUGCACCAUGAAUGCUCACCCCCAAUAAUUCAUCGAGACGUAUCAAGCAAGAACAUUUUAUUGGAUAAAGAAUAUGAAGCUCACGUCUUUGAUUUUGGCACAGCUAAAGUUCUACAACCUUAUUCAUCCAAUUGGACUUCCUGCGGCACCUUCGGAUAUGUAGCUCCAGAACUCGCAUACACAAUGGAAGUGAAUGAGCAAUGCGAUAUUUAUAGCUUCCGAGUGGUGACAUUGGAAGUAAUUAUGGGAUGCCAUCCAGGCGAUCUCAUUUUUUCUCUCAUGUCUGCAUCUUCAUCACCAUCAAGCAAUUCAAUAAGUUCUUGGCCAAUGAAGGAAGUUUUAGAUCAAAGAGUUCCAUUCCCCAAAGGUAAUGUGUUAGGGGAAGUGGCUUUGGUGACAAAGAUCGCAUUUUUGUGCUUAAAUCCCAAACUAGAGCAUCGUCCAACCAUGCAACAAGUUUCUCGGGCAAUAUCAUCGCAAGGCUCGAUCAUGUUAAGCCUAUCAGAGGACAUCAAAUUGGAAGAACUAAUUGAUCCUAAAUGCUUCACUUAUUGA